CAGACAGCCCUCAAUCUCCUAUUCAAUCCCCCGAAUAGAACACUCAAGGUCACUCGGGAUCGGAUUCGACUAUAUUUGUCGGCUAUUCCACUUCCUCGCGCCAACAGCAACUCCCAAGGUCACACAACAGCGGCAGACCGAUUGCAAUGGGACUCCGUCGUGGCCGAUGCACUCUGUUGCUCGGUCUCUUGACUAGCACAUUCGUUGGUUUCUACACUCUUGCCCGUAUCUUCUCAUCCAGCUCCAUUUACCCCUCUACAAGCGUACCUGACGAUGUCACCAUCCCAGACGAGGUGUUCGGGUUGUUAUGGUUCGUCACUGCGCCUACGGAACAGGGACGAACUAUUGUUGUGCAGGGUGACGAGGGCAGAGAAGCGUUUGCAAACGUAGGCACGGAAAUGGGACACGCUCUGAAUGGUCCAGUAAACCCCGAGAAACCAGUUGACAUGACAUGGUAUGCGCUGGGGUCCAUCAUGUCGCAGAGACAGGACAAGGAUCGUAGUCGUGGUAAUAACGGGAGGGGGUUCGUGAACUCAUGGAGUAAGGGAUCGAAACGGAAUAGAGCCGGGUGGGCAGAGAGGAUGCGGGUGUUGCAGGAGGAGUACCCGCUAAUUGUAUUCUCGAAGACCUACUGCCCGUAUUCGGCCCGGGCAAAGAAGUUAUUAGAGCGCUAUGAUAUCACUCCACGACCUAAAAUCAUAGAAGUCGAUCUGCGAUCCGAUGCUCCUCACAUCAAAGGAAUCCUCACGCGCCUUACCCGUCACGCUACCUUCCCUAAUAUUAUCUUACAUGGCCACUCGCUUGGAGGGUCGGACGACCUCCUACGCAUGCAUGAAGGAGGGGUCCUACGCAGCGAACUGGAGGCUGAGGGGUUGAAGGUUGGAUGGAAUGGUGAGGACGAGGGGAAAGAGGACGUUAUAGUGUGAUCAUUAGAAGUAUCGAAUCUCAUCUUAAGCUUAAGUUAAUCAAAUGCUGAUAGGCAACUACACACCGAU
Pisolithus orientalis is the source of this 995-nucleotide messenger RNA. Its product is annotated as thioredoxin-like protein. Gene Ontology annotation, cellular component: Golgi lumen; cis-Golgi network; fungal-type vacuole. Gene Ontology annotation, biological process: cellular response to oxidative stress. The coding region runs from base 147 to 926 and encodes 259 amino acids. The transcript has 4 exons. Gene Ontology annotation, molecular function: glutathione disulfide oxidoreductase activity. The record is from RefSeq and is a predicted model, not a curated record. NCBI's taxonomy places the organism in Eukaryota, Fungi, Basidiomycota, Agaricomycetes, Boletales, Pisolithaceae.